Phyllostomus discolor (pale spear-nosed bat) is the source of this 3840-nucleotide messenger RNA. RefSeq names its product plakophilin 1 (gene PKP1). Gene Ontology annotation, molecular function: cadherin binding. Bases 160 to 2340 code for a protein of 726 amino acids. The record is from RefSeq and is a predicted model, not a curated record. The transcript has 14 exons. Gene Ontology annotation, biological process: intermediate filament bundle assembly; cell-cell junction assembly; cell-cell adhesion. Lineage: Eukaryota; Metazoa; Chordata; Mammalia; Chiroptera; Phyllostomidae. Gene Ontology annotation, cellular component: plasma membrane; nucleus; cytoplasm.
GGUCCCGCCAGUUCCCCGCGGAGAGACGAGCCCGGGCGGAGGCCCAGGAGCAGUGCCGAGACGCGCUCUAUGGGCACAGGGAGCCGCUGAGCGAGAAGAGCCCCCGCCGCCCCACGCACCUCGCGCCUGCCGCUCUCCAGGCCCGGCCGCGCCGCCGCCAUGAACCACUCGCCGCUCAAGACCGCCCUGGCCUACGAAUGCUUCCAGAACCAGGACCACUCGACGCUGGCGCUGCCCUCGGACCAGAAGAUGAAGAUGGGCACGUCGGGCAGCCAGCGCGUGCAGCAGCAGGUGAUGAUGACGGCCAAGCGGCACAAGUCCAAGUCCUCGCAGUCGUCCACCCUGAGCCACUCCAACCGAGGCUCCAUGUACGACGGCCUGGCAGACAGCUACAACAACUACAACAACUAUGGGACCGCGAGGAGCAGCUACUACUCCAAGCUCCAGAUGGGCAACGGCUCGUGGGGCUACCCGAUCUACAACGGGACCCUCAAGAGGGAGGCGGACAACCGGCGCUUCAGCUCCUACAGCCAGAUGGAGAACUGGGGCCGCCAGCACCCCCGGAGCAGCUGCCACGCAGGCAGCGACAUCUGCUUCAUGCAGAAGAUCAAGGCCAGCCGCAGCGAGCCCGACCUCUGCUGCGACCCCCGGGGCACCCUGCGCAAGGGCACGCUGGGCGGCAAGGGCCACAAGACCGCCCAGAGCCGCUACAGCUUCUACAGCACCUGCAGCGGGCAGAAGGCCACCAAGAAGUGCCCCGGGCGCCCGCCCUCCUGCAUCUCCAAGCAGGAGCCCGUGUGCGUCCCGCCCACCUCCUGCAACAAGGACGCGUCCUUCAGCCACUCCCGGGCCAGCUCCAAGAUCUGCAGCGAGGACAUUGAGUGCAGUGGGCUGACCAUCCCCAAGGCCGUGCAGUACCUGAGCUCCCAGGACGAGAAGCUGCAGGCCAUCGGGGCCUAUUACAUCCAGCACACCUGCUUCCAGGAUGAGUCGGCCAAGCAGCAGGUCCAUCAGCUGGGCGGCAUCAGCAGGCUGGUGGACCUCCUGCGCAGCCCCAACCAGAACGUGCAGCAGGCGGCGGCCGGCGCCCUGCGCAACCUGGUCUUCCGGAGCAGCACUAACAAGCUGGAGACCCGGAGGCAGGGGGGCAUCCGGGAGGCCGUCAGCCUCCUGCGGAGGACCGGGAACACGGAGAUCCAGAAGCAGCUGACCGGGCUGCUCUGGAACCUGUCGUCCACCGAUGAGCUGAAGGAGGAGCUCAUCUCGGACGCGCUGCCCGUCCUGGCCGACCGCGUCAUCGUCCCCUUCUCCGGCUGGUGCGACGGCAACAGCAACAUGUCCCGGGAGGCGGUGGACCCUGAGGUCUUCUUCAACGCCACCGGCUGCCUGAGGAACCUGAGCUCGGCCGACGCCGGCCGCCAGACCAUGCGGAACUACACGGGGCUCAUCGACGCCCUCCUGGCCUACGUGCAGAACUGCGUGGCGGCCAGCCGCUGCGACGACAAGUCCGUGGAGAACUGCAUGUGUGUGCUGCACAACCUGUCCUACCGCCUGGACGCUGAGGUGCCCACCCGCUACCGGCAGCUGGAGCACAACUACCGCAGCACCUACACCGACAAGUCCUCCACCGGCUGCUUCAGCAACAGGAGCGACAAGAUGAUGAACAACAACUAUGACUGCCCCCUCCCCGAGGAAGAGCCCAACCCCAGGGGCAGCGGCUGGCUGUACCACUCGGACGCCAUCCGCACCUACCUGAACCUCAUGGGCAAGAGCAAGAAGGACGCCACGCUGGAGGCCUGCGCGGGGGCCCUGCAGAACCUGACGGCCAGCAAGGGGAUGAUGUCCAGCGGCAUGAGCCAGCUGAUCGGGGUGAAGGAGAAGGGGCUGCCGCAGAUCGCCCGCCUGCUGCAGUCGGGCAACUCGGACGUGGUGCGCUCCGGGGCCUCCCUGCUGAGCAACAUGUCCCGCCACCAGCCGCUGCACGGCUUGAUGGGGAACCAGGUGCUCCCAGAAGUAGCCCGGCUCCUCACCAGCCACACCGGCAACACCAGCAACUCGGAGGAUAUCCUGACCUCGGCCUGCUACACCGUGCGGAACCUGAUGGCCUCCCAGCCGCAGCUGGCCAAGCGGGUCUUCUCUGGCAGCAUGAUCAACAACGUGGUCAACCUGUGCCGCAGCAGCAUCUCAUCCAAGGCCGCAGAAGCCGCCCGGCUCCUCCUGUCCGACAUGUGGUCCAUCAAGGAAGUUCAGAACAUCCUCAGACAGCAAGGGUUUGACCGGAACAUGCUGGGGACCUUAGCCGGGGCCAACAGCCUCAGGAACUUCACCUCCCGCUUCUAAGAGAGGGCCGCCCGAGCAGGACCGGCUUGCAGAUGCCACACGACCCCCAGGAGGGGCCUCAGGCCUGGCUGGAGGGUGGCUCUGGCCACCGGUGCAGUGUUUGGAGACGUUCAACGUGACGAGAACAAACUUGGAAGCUGACGAAGAUGGAACCAUUUUUAGAUUUUUUUUUUCCCUUGGGAGAACUUGCAAGCACUGGGGGUGGGCGGGGUGGGGGCUGUUCUUGAGUUAAGCGGGCUUUUUCUGAUGUCAAUACUUCUUCUGCUCAGAGCUGGUACUAUGUAUGUUGUAUCGCGUGCGUGUGCGGCACACGCAUGUGCACGCGACCGCAGACGGCGGGGAUUCCGUCGGGUUGUCCGACUGCCGGUCAGAGGCGGUAAAAGUGUCUCCUGCUUCCCACUCACAGUCCAGGGCGUCACGUUGAGGGGGUUGCCACGGGGACCGUCUCCGGGGGCGGCUCUGCAGGGAGGCUGGCUGGCGUGGAGGGGCUCGAGGUUCUCCCGGGACAGUCUGGUGGUCUGACGGGGCCGCCGCCCCGCAGUGCCACAGCACCGGGCUGGGCGGGGCUCGGGACCUCCGCCAGGCUGGCCCCGGGGGGAGGGGGCCGUGCUCCUCGGAGCGGACUCAGCCCAUGAGUGUGAGUGUGACCGCACUCCCCCGCGGGCUGGACACCCGCCUGUCACAGGAGAAGAGGGCAGGAGUGGUGCUCAGAGCCAGAGCCAGAGUCGUCCAGGCAGCGGCCUGCGGGGGGCACAGGCUGCGGCCCCCCAAGGGCCAUUUAGACAUUCGCCAGAGGGUACGCCCCCCCCCAACACGCUCGGGCGCCUGGGCACCUCAGUGAGGGAGGGCUUGGGGCUCAGGACCAUUGGAGGAAGGGAGGGAGAGUCCCCCAAAGGGACCAUCCUGUCUGGCCACCGACAAGCCCACGCCCCAGCCAGAGGUCCCCACCUUUCCCUGAGCCCCAGCCAGCCCAGCCAGGCCACCAGCUGUCCCCGAGAGCCCAGCCUCCCGUGCAUUUCAGGUGGGGAGCGGCAGGGCCUCCCCUCCCCCAGGGAAAAGCUUGCUGUAAAUAGGCUUUCAUGUGGCAGUAACAGGGCCCAGCACCGGGGUCCAGGACUUCCUGCCCCAGCCUCCAGGCCGCAGGUAGGAGCUCACCGCCUGGCCCGGCCCUCCUCCUCCCACACAGUUCGAGGGGCCCCCUGCUCGCCCCACACCCACCCUCCGCCCCCACACUGUCCCUGUCCAACCAGCAGUGGGGACGGGCAACACCCUUCGAGGCUGAGGGUGGCCCCGUUGGAGACCCGACACCCAGCACAGACCUGGGGGGACAGCCGUGUGACCCACCAGGCACCCUCGCUGCUGGGGGUCCCCCGGGAGGCCCUGGCGCACCCCCUCCUGGGCCGCACAGGUGAGCCGUGUCCGAGAGGGCGUCCUGGAAAGGGGUCCAGGGAUGUCACCCUCCCUGCCCGUCCCCGGGGCCCAGAGGGACUCCUUUCUGUA